Messenger RNA from Phyllotreta striolata, 1633 nucleotides. Lineage: Eukaryota; Metazoa; Arthropoda; Insecta; Coleoptera; Chrysomelidae. The record is from the annotation of a GenBank genome assembly.
GUUUUGAAUUAGUGUUUUGAUAUUCGAUUUGGCGAUGAGAUCGAGAUUGUUUCCAAAUUAAAAUGGCCCUUUACGAUAACAAAUACUGGCUGUUGUCUCACAUCAGAAGCUCCUUCAUUUCCACGGACGAUACAGGUGCGAUUCGGUGUUUAAUUAUUCAAAAAAUGUACGCAGCAAACGUUUCAGGAAUGUGCGAACUGGUGAUGUCGGGCGAGAGCAGGGACGUACAGACGCAUCUAAAGAGCGCCGAGCCCUUUCCAGAUCCGGACUCCAGCGAGGACGACGAAGACGAUUUCCUGUCGUACGAUCUCCAAAUGGACGCCGAUUUCAACAUAAGGGAGCGUUCGAACACGGCAGCUCAAAUAGAAAAAUUCGAAUUGGCCCGGAAGAGGGCCUCAAAAACCAAAAGCGUCAAGUGGGAAUCCAAGCAAGAGUGUCGGGCCGAUAUAAACGAACUGUUCGUUAGAAAAGAUCUAUCGCAAAUGAAGAAACCCGAAAAGCUAACUUCUAAACUGUCUGCGUUGAUACAAAGCCACGCGAACGUGCCGAAGAAUCCUUUCGUCGAAUUUGCCAAGUUCGACGGCACAGGGCAAGUGAAUAUACCUACUAAAAAGUAUAAAAUCUAUCUGACGAUGCUGCCGGCCCAGCAAAGGAACUACCCCAUGCCCGUGUGUUGCGUUUCGAGCGCCAAAGUUAAGGAAUUAAUAGGUUUAAUACUUUUAAAAUAUAGCUAUAAUUACGGGGUUGCGAAUAUGAAAGACGUCAAUCAUUAUGGUCUCUAUAUCACAGAAGAGGACGGUGAAGUGGACAGUGAUUUUCCCUGUUUGGACUACAAAGAACCCAUUUCGAAAUACGGUUUUGCCUGCUUAGGAUUAGUCGAGCACAAAGAAGGUAUGAAAUCCGUGUCUUUUCCUGAAGAAACGCACUCGCUAGUAACCAUCGAGGAGAUAAACAGGAACAGAACAACAUCGGAGAGGAGCAAAGCCGAUGAAACGAAGCAAAUGGAGAACGACAUACAAGCCGUGGAGAAUCACAAUAAACUUAUGGAAGCCCCGCUGUAUCGUUCCUUCAGGGCUUUCAUGGUGAGCAAAGUGAAACCCAAGAUAGAAGUCAACAUUGGAGUUAGCGGAGAGAGAAUAGAGAUUGAUCCAGUGCCUCAAAAGGGCACGAAAUUGUUGCCUUUCAAAGCGAAAUCCAUCAGUCAUCCUAUGGAGAAUAUAGCGCAUUGCGAAUUAACCGAAGAUAGAUCGAAUAAGAGCUGUUUUAGAAUAGUGUACAGUGCGAACAGCACCGGUAGCCCUAGUACAAAUACCGACGGUUUAGUAUCCAGUUCUUCUAUUAUUAUCCAAUCACCGAGUACAAUGUGUUUCAAAAACUACGAUUUCGAAAGCAGCCAAACCGUAGCCCUAGACCUAGUCCAAAAGAUGAAAUUAAUCCUCGAAUUGAAAUCCAGCCAAACGAGAGAAGAGUACCUCGCGACCAAAGAGAAGAAAUUACAGAAGAAGAAGAGUUUUCAAAUUGUCAAGUGAUUUUAUUCAGCUACAAUUAGGUUUUUAAUAAAAGACAGUAUUACUUUUAAAUACGAUGCGUUUCGACUAAGACAAGCGAAUCGUACCAAAAUAAUUUUUAUUCG